Messenger RNA from Leucoraja erinaceus (little skate), 1024 nucleotides. RefSeq names its product 28S ribosomal protein S29, mitochondrial-like. Bases 65 to 1024 code for a protein of 319 amino acids. Gene Ontology annotation, biological process: apoptotic process. The transcript has 9 exons. Gene Ontology annotation, molecular function: structural constituent of ribosome. Gene Ontology annotation, cellular component: mitochondrial small ribosomal subunit; mitochondrial ribosome. The record is from RefSeq and is a predicted model, not a curated record. Lineage: Eukaryota; Metazoa; Chordata; Chondrichthyes; Rajiformes; Rajidae.
CUUGCCAACCUUUCUCCUGUGUCCGGCAACUUUCCAGAUCAAGACCUUCGGGGAGGCGUGUGUCAUGGUUCGGGAGCCCAGCUUGGAGUUGGUCAGUUAUUUGAAGGUGGCCAAUUAUUCCCACCCUGUUGUUCGUUACGUCAUCUAUGGUGAGAAGGGCAGUGGGAAGACGCUGACUCUGUGCCACGUUGUUCAGUAUUGUGCCCGCAGGGCAUGGUUAAUCCUCCAUGUACCUGACGCUUACCUGUGGGUGAAACACUGCUCCGAGCUGCUGCCGUCCACAUACAACCCCGCUCGCCUGGACCAGCCCCUCCAGGCAUCCACCUGGCUCAAAAACCUCCGCAUCACCAACGAACCGUACCUGGCUCAGCUGAAGACACAGCAGAGGUACGUGUGGACCAAGAGGGAGUCCACUGACGAAGGGAGACCCCUGGGUGAACUGGUCGACCAGGGCAUCGCGCGGGUGAAGAGUGCAAGUGAUGUAGUGGGCGCGCUGUUCAAGGAGCUGAAGGCGCAGUGUCGACCAGACACCUACCGCCUCCUGGUGGCUGUCGACGGUGUCAACGCGCUCUGGGGGCCCACCACCAUGAAGAGGGAGGACAAGAGUGAGGUACUUCCAUCCGAGCUAACACUGAUCCACAACCUCAGGAAGCUGCUUGCCAAUGACUGGGCGGGUGGAGCUGUGGUCGCCACCUUGACCCAGACGGGAGCGCUGGGAUCGACCGGCCUGUCUCCCCAUCCACACCAGCUGCUGCGCAAGGAAGGAUUCGAUCACCUUGACCCCUUUAUUCCCGUUCAAGUGGAGAAUUACACCCAGAAGGAGUUUGAGAGCUGCUACCAGUAUUACAUCGACCGCAAGUGGCUUCAGCACGACAAAGAACCAUCCGGUGGCAAAUCUGCGAUUCAGCUCUUCCGAGCUCAGCCUCCACCCAACCCCCCAGCUGCUCCUGGUUUUCCUGGAGGCCGGAUUGAUUCUGGGAAAACUCUGCACCAAGUUGAACAGAACAACUGUCGAGAACAUUGA